This is a messenger RNA of Dentiscutata erythropus, 1338 nucleotides long. Lineage: Eukaryota; Fungi; Glomeromycota; Glomeromycetes; Diversisporales; Gigasporaceae. The record is from the annotation of a GenBank genome assembly.
AUGCCAAAAGAAAAGAAAGAGAAAAAAGAAAAGAAAGAAACAAGAGAAAAGAAACCUACUUCUGAUUAUAUUUUAGAAACAAAUGCAGCACCUGAAAACUCUGAAAAAGAAGAUAAAAUAGAUAGAAAAAAUAGAUUAAGAAAUAAAAGACAAGCUAAAUUUAAACAUUACCAAAGAUUAGAAGAAGGAGAUGCAGGACCCUCAGGACCUUCAACAAGAACAAGGUCUAAAACUAAAACAUUAUCAGACACAAGAGAAAAAACAAAAGAAGGGUAUAAUGUGGGAAAAAUAGACAUUGAAUGUAAACAUUGUGGGGCAUUAAGAUGGAAGAGAGAAAAACCAGGACUUUGUUGCAUAAAUAGUCAAGUUAUAUUAGCACCACUUCAAGCACCACCACCAGAAAUUUAUUAUUUGCUUACAGCAAAAGAUCCAAUAUCUAAAGUACCAUUUUUUGACAAAAUAAGAGCAUAUAAUCAAGCAUUUGCUUUUAUAUCAAUUGCUACUGAUUUAGAUUUGGAUGUUGCCAAUGAAAAAAAGGGGGCCUAUUGCUAUAGAAUUCAGGGUGAUCAUUAUCAUCAAAUUAACUCAGCUUUGCCAAAACAAAGGGAAAUACCAAAAUUAUCUCAAAUAUAUUUUCAUGAUUCUUCAGAUAUUGAAGUACAAAUUGAUAGAAGACAUGAUGUAAUGAAGCAAUCAUUAAACAGGAAUAUGAUAAAUAUUAUUCAAAAUGUAUUAAUGGAUUUAAAUCCUUUUGUAGAUACUUAUAUAUCUGCAGGAAAUGAGAAUCUACAAAAUCCUCUGUAUUAUAUUUUAAUAUAUAAUAAGCAUGGUAAAGAUAUGAGACAAUAUAAUACACCAUUAGUUAAGGAAGUAGCUGCAAUUUGUUUUUCUAAUAAAACUAUGCAUGUAAGAGAUAUUCUUAUUGUAAGAUAUGAUAAUGAAUUAGAAAGAAUAUAUGAAUUACAUGGUGCAUAUAAUCCUUUAGCAUAUCCUUUGCUAUUUCUACUUAGAGAAUAUGCUCUUAAAAAAAAGAUGACUCAAAACCCUGAAGCCUCUAAAACUUCUGAAGCUGAAGCUGAAUCAAGUGGUACUUCUAAUAUUGACUUUAAUACUUUAUUAAAAAGAGAAUCACAAAGUCAAACAGGAUUAUCAAAUAUUUUGGAAUUUGCAACUAUUAGGAGUUCAUCAAGUAUGAGCCUUAAUGAUGAAAAUAUUGAUACAGAUGAUAAAGAAUAUUUUGAAAGUAGAACUUUUGUAAAAAAGGGAAAAAAAAGAGCUAGAGAAGAAACUGAAAAAGUUCAAGCUCAAGCAGAAGAUGAUAAUAAUCUUUAUGAUCCU